This is a messenger RNA of Hyphopichia burtonii NRRL Y-1933, 1038 nucleotides long. RefSeq lists its product as uncharacterized. Bases 1 to 1014 code for a protein of 337 amino acids. Gene Ontology annotation, biological process: regulation of transcription by RNA polymerase II; chromatin remodeling. The transcript has a single exon. Gene Ontology annotation, molecular function: transcription coactivator activity; chromatin binding; protein binding. Gene Ontology annotation, cellular component: nucleus; SAGA-type complex. The record is from RefSeq and is a predicted model, not a curated record. Lineage: Eukaryota; Fungi; Ascomycota; Pichiomycetes; Serinales; Debaryomycetaceae.
AUGUCGUUGUAUCAACCAUUUACAAGGUCAAUAAGUCAAAGAGGAUGUUUAACUCCUAAUAAUCAUCCGGAAAUCGAUCAUGAUAGUAAAUUAUUAAUUAAACAACCCAUAGCUACUUCUAAUACUAGAAGUAGUAUAUUAUCGCCACCAUUAUCACCAUAUCAAAGAAAUCCAAUUAGUCACAAUGAUGAAGUACCAACCACCCCAAUUGAACAAACCACCAAUUCAAUUAAACCAUAUAAAGUAUCCAAGAAUUAUAUUACAUCCAGCAAACCAUUUAAAGUUGAAAAUUAUAAGAGUUAUAAGUUAACUGUUAAUCCAUGGAAUAAUUUAAAAUCCAAUUAUAAACAACGUCAAUUAAAUUUUUUACAACAAUAUUCAAUCAUGUCAAAUCGCGAAAGUUAUUCAAAUAUUCGUUUAAUCGAUAGAAGAGGCCCUUAUAAGAAGAAGUUUCUCAAUAGUGAUUCUGAUUCUGAAUCCAAUAAUGAAAGAAUUAGAACUCGUAGAAUUAUUAAAGAAAAUUCAAUUCAAUUACCAAGCGACUCUGAAGCUUCCGCUUCAAUUCCUUCUUCUCCCAAAAAACAAAGAAAAGUUAGAAAAGAUCCUCCUUACGCAGGAUCUCCCUUGGCUAUUCAACAAGCUUCUUUCAUUGAUGAAAAUAUCCCCGAUUAUAGCCCAGAUACUUCACUAACCUUACCAGCAAACAAUUCAAGAGCUUUAAAAGUUGAAUGGAAAGGUCAACCAAUGGAUCUUAAAAAUGAUCCAAACGCUUCUAAAUUACAUCCUGCUGAAGUAGUUUUGGCUUCUACUUUAAGAUUACCUUGUAAUGUUUACUUGGAUUCAAAAAGAAGAUUAUUUUUCGAAAAAGUCUCCAGAUUGAAAAAUGGCAUGCAAUUCAGAAGAACUGAUGCCCAAAAAGCUUGCAGAAUCGAUGUAAACAAAGCUUCCAGGUUAUUUGCUGCUUUUGAAAAAGUCGGGUGGCUAAAUGAUGAACAUUUUGCCAAAUACUUAUAGUUAUUUAAUUCAUUCACUUCAGGU